UUCCAUCUCUCCUCUUCUUCCCUCUCUCUUCCAUGUUCCCUCCCUCUUCUUCUCCAUCUGAGAUUUCCUCCCCGCCACCUCUGCCCUCUACCUUCCCCCUCUCUCACCCUCACACUAUUCACUGACGUGUGAAUAAGGUGAAGCGGGCAUGGAUCUCCCUUCCCUCCCCCCACCUGUAUUUAGCGAGUCACUCGAUGGAGGUGUGUCACAUGGUGGAGGCGUGUCACACAAUGCAGGUGUGUACCAAGAGUGGACACAACUCAGAUGUGAGCUCAGCCAAAUGGGAACAGCUGAUUGUGUUGGUGAGACAGGGCAGGGAGGACCAGGACUAGGAGCGGCUGGUGAGACUUUGGAGAGAGGACGAGGGCCAGACUCUGUCCUGCUGUGGUCAUCGACCGGUCAGUUGAGCAUCGUGGCUGAGAAAGCCCAGGCUCUGGGCUUCAACAUGACCUCUGUGAGCUCUUUGCUGGCAGCGAUUGAGGAUGUGUGUUUGCCAAGUUGUCUGCUGGUGUUUGAGCGCUUCCGACUGUCCAAGCUAAGGAGAACUGGCCGGGAAUCCUUUCCUCGCUUCAUCGCUCGACUCGCCCAGCAGGUUCAUCUGUGCAAUGUUGGUGAAGAGGAAGAGAAGGUGUUUGCCCGCAUGGCCGUGGACAACUUUCGGGAGGGUGAGGAUUGUGGACUUUGUCACCAUCUGAUUGUCAGCGGUGAGCACAGCAUGGACCAAGUCUGCUGGACAGUGGCAGACGCGCACGAGUGUCGGACUCAUGGUCACAGCCAACCUGGCGCUAAUGACAAUCUCCUCACUCGCCAGUCUAGUCUGGACUGUGGUGGGAUCCGAACCUGUACCACGGGCAAGUGUAGCAAGAGGUUGAAAUUAGGAAGUGUCAUUGUGUCUGGGGACACGUCCGUGCCUGCACCUGGCCACAGGGGGACACCCGAUGGUGGGCUGGACAUUGUUGGGGGUGAGGCAGGGGGCGUCCGGGGUGUUGCGUGUGAUUAUACUAAAAAACCUGGCAGAGACUGUACUUCUUCUUGUGACAGUGCCACUGUUCCGGUUCCUACUUCCUGCAACAAUAUGACGUGGGGUAAAGCCACAAAUGUGGACACUGCUGCUGUGUCGUCGGUGCAACGCGACUGUGCACACGCGUGUAGCUAUUGUGACAAACGGUUCAAAACGGCGUCUGUACUGAAGCGCCACCUGGUGUGCCACUCUAGCGAGCGACCCUUCUCCUGCCCCACGUGCGGGCAAACACACAAGCGGGCGGCACAGCUCCGAGUCCACCUGAGGACACACGAUGGGGCCCGGCGAGACUACAAGUGUGUUGUUUGCGGCAAGACGUUCUUUAGGAAGGACCACCUCACGACCCACGCCCGCACACACUCGGGGGAGCGUCCCCACUCCUGUGUUGCAUGUGGCAAAACCUUCACUCGUCUCUCCUCCCUGCAUGCCCACCGCGCCUCGCACCGACCGGGGCGGUCCAGUGUAGAGGUCAAGUUCACCUGUGACAGGUGUGGGCGGUCAUUCGUCCAGCGUACGGCCUUCAGCGACCACCUGCGUCGACACACAGGAGAGAAGCCGUACGUCUGCGACCAGUGCAGCAGACGGUUUUCUUCCACCGCCUUGUUGAGGCAGCACAGGCGGCUCCACUCAGAGGAGCGACCCUUUGUCUGCGAUGUCUGUGGGAAGUGCUUCCGGCACAACCAGACGCUGCACACGCACAAACGCACGCACACGGGCACGCGGCCCUACAUCUGCCCGCUGUGUGGUGCUGCCUACGUCUACGCGAAAAACCUCAAACAGCACCGAAAAAGUGUGCAUGGCGGGGGAGACAAACUGGCCGAAGCUGCCUCAUCCGCACCACAGAAGUAGGACAAGAACAGGAAGUGCAACAAAAUUCUUUUGUCUCCUUAAUAUGUGCUAUAUUGGAAUUUAAUUUUCCCCCCACUCUCAUGAGACAAGUAUAUAAUUAUGUAAUAGGAUUGUGUAAGGAUUGGGAAGUUGUGAGUGUGGCUUAUGAUCCUCCACCUCUCCCAUUCCCUCAUCCCCCCAU
This is a messenger RNA of Aplysia californica (California sea hare), 2051 nucleotides long. Its product is annotated as zinc finger protein 79. Bases 149 to 1870 code for a protein of 573 amino acids. The record is from RefSeq and is a predicted model, not a curated record. Lineage: Eukaryota; Metazoa; Mollusca; Gastropoda; Aplysiida; Aplysiidae. The transcript has a single exon.